AUGUCAACUCAACGCCCCAAUCGAAUCAACGACACAAUACGAAUCUAUUCCACGACUGCUCUUGAAGAACAAACCGACAAUACCUUCGAAGACAGUGGCGAUGCUGCUGAUUCUAAAAACGAAAAGUUAACCAUCGCCAAUAAUGGAAAAAUUACCUUUCGAAUGAGAAUCCAUCAUUUCACAUGGGCAUGGUUUACACUCACCAUGAGCACUGGAGGAAUUGCCCUCUUACUCUCCAACACACCACAUAGAUUUAGAGGCUUAACCGUUCUCGGGGACAUUGUCUUCAUCUUUGAUCUUUGUCUCUUCCUCCUCCUAUGCACUGGAAUAACCGCACGAUUCAUCCUAUACCCCAAAGCACUCGCCACAUCUCUCACAGAUCCCACCGAAUCCCUCUUCUUCCCCACAUUCUUCAUAUCGUUAUUAAACAUCCUCGCCAACAUCCAAAAGUACGGCGUUCCACACUGCGGACCCUGGCUCAUCAGCGCCUUGCGCGUGCUGUUCUGGAUCUACACUGCGCUGACCUUCUCCAGCGCCGUCGGCCAAUACUGCUACCUCUUCUCCGCCAAACAGCAAACGCUUCAAUCCAUGACGCCCGCCUGGAUCCUACCCAUUUUCCCCGUCAUGUUAUGCGGAACCCUCGCUUCCGUCAUCAGCGGCUCUCAAUCUCCCAAGAAUGCGCUGCCGAUCCUCGUUGCUGGAAUCACGUUUCAAGGGUUGGGAAUCCUGGUUGCGGUAUUCAUGUAUGGGCCUUUUUUGGGGAGAUUAAUGACAUAUGGAUUGCCGGAGCCGAAUACGCGGCCUGGAAUGUUUAUUGCUGUGGGACCGCCGAGUUUUACUGGGUUGGCGUUGUUGGGGAUGAGUAAGAAUUUUGCGAUGAUUUAUCCGGCGUAUUCGACUAUUUCGUCGGUUGAGCAUCCGGAGAUCAUCGCGGAUAUCUUUCGCAUUAUUGCGGUGUCUGCGGCGGUGUUUUUGUGGGGGACAGCCUUUUGGUUUUUUUGUAUUUCUCUAGUGUCGGUUUUGGCGGGUGUGAGGGAGAUGAGCUUUCAUCUUGUUUGGUACUCCUUUGUUUUUCCGAACGUGGGAUUUACGAUUGUCAUUAUUGAUAUUGGGACGGCGUUUAAAAGUGAAGGGGUGCUCUGGGUGGGGAGUGCGUUGACGAUCAUUUUGGUUAUUGUUUGGCUGUUGGUUUUGGCGUGCCACAUUAGGGCUGUGGUAUUGAAGCAGGUUUUGUGGCCUGGGAAGGACGAAGAUAAGGGGGAGAGAGAUCAGUGA
Sclerotinia borealis F-4128 is the source of this 1275-nucleotide messenger RNA. Lineage: Eukaryota; Fungi; Ascomycota; Leotiomycetes; Helotiales; Sclerotiniaceae. The record is from the annotation of a GenBank genome assembly.